AUGGACAGCGCGGCCGCCGCCGCCGCCUUCGCCCUGGACAAGCCGGCGCUGGGCCCGCCGCCCUCCGCGCCGGGGCCGGGCGACUGCGGCCAGGCGCGCACCAACUUCUCGGUGAGCCACCUCCUGGACCUGGAGGAGGCGGCGGCCCGGCGCGCCCCGCGCCCCGCGGGCGCCGACGCGCGGGAGCCGUCCGCCGGCAGCAGCGGCAGCGAGGCGGCGCCGCAGGACGGCGAGUGCCCCAGCCCCGGGCGCGGCGCCGCCAAGCGGAAGAAGAAGCAGCGGCGGAACCGCACCACGUUCAACAGCAGCCAGCUGCAGGCGCUGGAGCGCGUGUUCGAGCGCACGCACUACCCCGACGCCUUCGUGCGCGAGGAGCUGGCCCGGCGCGUCAACCUCAGCGAGGCGCGCGUGCAGGUCUGGUUCCAGAACCGUCGCGCCAAGUUCCGCCGGAAUGAGCGGGCCAUGCUGGCCAACCGCUCCGCCUCGCUGCUCAAGUCCUACAGCCAGGAGGCCGCCAUCGAGCAGCCCGUGGCCCCCCGGCCCACCGCCCUGAACCCCGACUAUCUCUCCUGGACGGCCUCGCCCCCCUACAGCACAGCGCCGCCCUACAGCCCGGGAGGCUCCAGCCCGGCCGCCCCGGGGGUCAACAUGGCCAACAGCAUCGCCAGCCUCCGCCUCAAGGCCAAGGAGUUCAGCCUGCACCACAGCCAGGUGCCCACCGUGAACUGA
Pipistrellus nathusii (Nathusius's pipistrelle) is the source of this 729-nucleotide messenger RNA. NCBI's taxonomy places the organism in Eukaryota, Metazoa, Chordata, Mammalia, Chiroptera, Vespertilionidae. The record is from the annotation of a GenBank genome assembly.